Macaca mulatta (Rhesus monkey) is the source of this 791-nucleotide messenger RNA. The record is from RefSeq and is a predicted model, not a curated record. NCBI's taxonomy places the organism in Eukaryota, Metazoa, Chordata, Mammalia, Primates, Cercopithecidae.
AUGGCCUCCAGCAGACAAUCCAGCAAACCAAGCUGCAUCUGCAGUGGAGAGAAAAAUAUAGUGGAAUUUGCUCUGCACUCUCAGAAUAUAAAUGAUGAGCCUCCUGUAUGCAAUCCACCACAUUUGGAAACUCAAAUUUAUUCCACUGUUAAGAGUCCUUUCAUUCAGCUCCACGGUUCAGACAAAGAUUCUCCACAGGAACAUCUGAGCUAUACAAUUGUAGGAGGAAAUACAAAUAAUCAAUUCACACUUCAGAGACUAGGUGGUGAUCCUCCUUCUCUGGCCAUCACGCAGAAUUUCCAGUAUGAUGUAUUUCAAGGGGUUCGGAGCCCUGUGACUUUCCAGCUACUUAUUGAAGUCACUGAUGAAUUAGGUGGGAAUAAGCCUAGUCAGCUGUCAGCCACUACAACAGUCAUAAUUCAUGUCCUUCCCUGGACCACAACACAGCCAACUUCUUCCACAAAAACAACUACAACUACAAUUACUACUUCUGUCUUAAUAAAGAUUUCGUAUUAUUGGAUCCCUGAUAACUGGAUUCCUGCGUUAUUAACUCUAACAGGAGCUCUUUUUGUGAUGUGCCUCUACGCUGUUGCAUGGUGCCUCUUUAAAGAUUCUCCCGUUUGUUCAAGAUUAUUUCCCCACUGUCACAAACAUCACCAGAGUCAACCAAGUCUCACACCCAAAGGGACUGGACUGGUACCAAGUGAUCCCAAACCAAACAUGAGACCAAACUUGCUUCCUGGAAAUCGUCAGCCAUGAAUAGUUCGUGGUGGAUGCACAAUUGACCCUGG